Molecule: messenger RNA, 3206 nt
Organism: Cuscuta campestris
Lineage: Eukaryota; Viridiplantae; Streptophyta; Magnoliopsida; Solanales; Convolvulaceae
Source: the annotation of a GenBank genome assembly
AACCCCAUGCAUUUAAAUCCAUUUACUGCACCCCCCCUUCUCUCUCCCCGAUGAGUCUCCAUUGAAUUUAAUGGAGAAAAUCUCUGCAACCUCUGCUCUGAUUCCCUUUACUCUCAUUUCUCUCUCUGUAUCUAUUAUGGUCUAUGCUUACACACCCACACUCUAUCUACAUUUCUUUUAGCUUAGAUUGGUUAUACUGUACUGUUCGUAGUUACUACAGUGCCGAGUACACUGUUUUUUUUCUUCUCUUCUCUUUUUGCUUAAUUGCGCUUUGGGGCGCGCAAUAAAUGCUUUCGCGAUUCCUGUCUCGAUCAUGUGUCACAUCGAGACGGUUAGGGACGCAUCGCUGUCUUAAUUGAUUUAUCAUCCGAUCUUGUUGCGCCGGGGGAAAUCGAAUCGGCGGCGUUGAGGGUUUUUUCUGCCGUUGUCGCGGAGAUCGGCGAUCUGGGGAGGUUAAUUUGCUGGGCUGAGCUGAUCCGGCGGGUUUUGCUUGCCGUUUCUGUGAUUUGUGGGGUUGGGUUGUGGUUUGGUUCGCGGUUGAGUAGAUGAAUCCGCUGUGCUGCAUUGCUCCGGUUUCAAUUGAGGAGGAUCGGGGUAAUCCGGCGGGGGUGAGGCCUCCGCCGUCGCAAUCGCAGUGUCAGAUAGGGUUUGAGAAUGGGGCGUCUGUGAGACCUGUUGGUUUAGGUUCGAAACCGAGCUUCUCUAAUGGACAGUUUUCUUGUUUGAGCACUAGCGAAACUGAAACUUCCGUUGGGCAUGAUAGGGAAGACAUUGCGGCGGCUGAUGAUUUGCGUGAAACAAAGGGGUAUAACGGGAAUGAAGGUGGGUGUGUGGCCGGAGUACUGCACAAGUGGGUGAACUACGGGAAGGGGUGGAGAGUGAGGUGGUUCGUAUUGGAAGAUGGGGUUUUGUCUUACUACAAGGUUCACGGGCCGGAUAAGAUUUUCAUUAGCCCCUUUGUAGAGAAAGGGCUCAAGGUGAUCGGGGAUGAUUCUUGGAGAUAUAUGAGGAAAUCCAAUGGGAGCAAUCAUCGGCUUUCUGGAUCUUCAAAGCAGUGGAAACCAUUUGGGGAAAUUCAUUUGAAGGUUUCAACCGUUCGGGCUAGCAAGUCUGAUGACAAAAGGCUUUCUAUAUUCACAGGGACAAAGACGCUCCAUUUGUGCUGUCUGUCAAGAGAGGACAGAGCCACUUGGAUUGAAGCUCUCUUGGUUGCUAAAGAUCAAUUCCCAAGGAUGUUAACAAGUGGUGAUUUUGCACCUUCUGAAGAUUUUGUUGUUUCCUCUGAGAAGCUACGUGCUAGAAUGCUGCAAGAAGGGAUUGCUGAAUCUGUGAUAAAAGAUUGUGAGGAUAUCUUGGAAAGUGAACUUGGUGAGCUGCAACACAAGUUAAAAGGCCUCCAACAUAAACAUAUGAUGUUACUGGAAACAUUGAGACAAUUGGAGGCAGAAAAAAUUGAGUUAGAAACAACUGUUGUUGAUGAAACAAAAGGGCGGGACUCGUGCUGUGGACAAGGGAACAGAAGAUUCAGUGAUUUCUACUCCAUCAUGUCAGAGGGCAGUGCAACUGAUUCAGAGGCUGACAAUGAAAGCCGCUAUGGAGUUGAUGUUGAAACAGAUGAAGAGGAUAUUACAUUUUUCGAUACAAAUGAUUUUCUGUCUUCUGAAGCUAUGAAAAGUGCUUCAUAUCGCAGUAGAGAUGCCCGUCAUUCUUUGGCACAUGAUGAUGAGUCAUUUUUCAGUUCUGGUCGAGUCAGAGAAGUAGGAAUGGAAAUAAAGACAAUCAAUUAUCCUUACAUUAAAAGAAGGGAUAAUCUUCCAGAACCAAAGGAAAAGGAGAAGCCAAUUGGUUUGUGGGCCAUUAUCAAGGAUAAUAUAGGGAAAGACCUGUCUGGUGUGUGUCUCCCAGUCUAUUUCAAUGAACCACUUUCCUCCUUGCAGAAAUGCUUUGAAGAUUUGGAAUACUCAUACUUGGUUGACCAGGCGCUUGAGUGGGGAAAGCAGGGCAAUGAUUUGAUGAGAAUUCUAAAUGUUGCUGCUUUUGCUGUUUCCGGCUAUGCAUCCACUGAAGGCCGGCAAUGCAAACCUUUCAAUCCGCUACUUGGAGAAACGUAUGAGGCUGACUAUCCAGAUAAAGGUCUGAAGUUCUUCUCUGAAAAGGUCAGUCAUCAUCCUAUGGUUGUUGCAUGUCAUUGUGAGGGAAGAGGGUGGAAAUGUUGGGCAGAUACUAAUCUUAAAGGCAAGUUUUGGGGCCGUUCAAUUCAACUUGAUCCAGUAGGAAUCCUGACCUUACAAUUUGAAGGCGGCGAGACAUUCAGAUGGAGCAAGGUCACUACUUCGAUAUACAAUAUUAUAAUUGGGAAAAUCUAUUGUGACCAUUAUGGCACUAUGCGCAUACAAGGCAGUGGUAAAUAUUCCUGUAUCCUCAAAUUCAAGGAGCAGUCUAUUAUAGACCGAAAUCGUCAUCAGGUUCAUGGAUUUGUGCAAGACAACAAAACAGGGGAGAAGGUGGCAAUGUUACUAGGAAAAUGGGAUGAAGCAAUGUAUUAUGUAUUGGGAGAUCCAGCUACAAAACCAAAGGGAUACGAUCCAAUGACCGAUGCAAUAUUGUUAUGGGAAAGGGAUAAGACACUUACAAAAACGAGAUAUAAUCUCACACCUUUUGCUAUAUCAUUAAAUGAAUUGACACCUGGUUUGCGGGAGAAACUUCCACCAACUGAUUCAAGGCUUAGACCAGAUCAGCGACACUUGGAGAAUGGGGAAUAUGAGCUGUCCAAUUCAGAGAAGCUCAGGCUCGAGCAAUUGCAGCGACGGGCUAGGAAAUUACAGGAGAGAGGUUGGGAACCAAGAUGGUUCCGCAAAGACGGCGAUGGGCAUUACCAGUAUGUCGGUGGAUACUGGGAAGCAAGGGCAAAACAGGACUGGGGAGGAAUCCCCGAUAUAUUCGGGCAGACAGUCGAUCUAACGUCCCCAGGUAAUAUAGACGAAGGAAUGUAAUGCUUCUUAUGGUUGGGGCCAAAGUUUGUUUAUUAGGAAUCAAAGUUUUACUGUUCUGGCCACUGUGUGUUACUUUUAUCUUUUGCUUUUGGGUAGAUAAAUGAUGUUGAUUUGUGUUUUAUGGUGAAUGAAGGAAAGGGCCAGAGCGUGUUCAUUGUUAUGUAUGUAUCAGGGGGGGCUUUUUUUGUAAAGUGAAAUACUGAGGUGAAAGUG